AUGAUGGAGAACAGCAGCAACGAUGCCCAGCCGCACUUGACGGGUCUGCCGCCACUGCCAAAAAGUCUGAGCGCCGCUACGGCGGCUCCUGUGGCCAUUGGCCCCCAUCCCCGCACGGCCUCGCCAGCGUCCAGUGUUUCCGCACUGACAGUAGCCGCCGGCGAACUAUACCUGGGCCCCUCCACCUCCUCGUCGGCGGCGGUGGCGUCCCGAAAUCGCAGCUAUAAUGGACACGGACACAGCCAGCGGCACGGUAGUCUUUCGUCCACGCAGGAGUCGCUCAGUGAUCGGGAGUCUGUGCACAGUCGCGCUUCCAGCACACACAGCGCUGGAGCGGUUCAUACGCCCACUAACAGCUCAAGCAGCACUGGAGCCACCUCGUCCACCAUCGACAACCAGUUGGCCAUUCUGCGACGGGAGAUGUACGGUCUGCGGCAGUUGGAUUUGUCGCUGCUAUCUCAGCUGUGGGCGCUAAACGAGUCGAUACAGGGAUUCCGCGUGUUCCUGCAAGAGCAGGACGCACUGUCGCCGCCCUCGAGGUCUCGCACUCCAUCGGACGCGAAUUCCUUGAGCUCCGACGAAGAGGACGAUGGCUCCUAUGCGCCAGUAGCCUUGCCUAAGAUGACAGAUGCUGCUGGAGCUGGGAGUGCGGGAAAUGUGAACUCCAGGGCCAUGGCAUCGCCGGCAGCCAGCGGGGGACUGCCCACCAAACUGGCCACUGGGUCGACCACUUCCCACGCCUCCACUAGCUCCACUUCAGGAGCCUCCGGCUCCUCAUCCGCAGCCUCCUCGAUGGGCAAGCACCAACAAAUGCAGCAGCAACAACAGCAGCAGCCGCAAUCGGCUAACCACUACCACCAGAGGCCAGCGCCACCACCCGCACCACCAGCUCAGCACAAGGCGCAUCCACAGUUGCCGAGAAUCCUGCAGCAGCGCAUGAGACAGGCACCGCCUCCGCCGCCACCCACAAGGCAAAAGGCGGGCGGCGGUGGUGGAGGCGGUGCGAGCACCAGCAGCAGUAACCACAGCAUCAGCAGCGUCACCCAGCCGCAUCCACAUUCACAUCAACAUCCCCAACAUACCCACCAUUCGCGACCUGUAUGACAAAACCCGUUCUUGGACUAAGCCAAGUUCAAGAACAUAAGCAGAUUCAAAUAGCAGCCGCUGCCAACACUUCGGAAAGGGUCAAUUAGACGACAUUUCUCCAAGAGUCAAUUCAAAUUCAAGUGCAGAAAGAUCCCACACACACUCAACACUCACUCUAUCAACUUUCAACUCAUAAAGCUUGCCAUGGUCCCUCGUUCUUGAUAUUGAAUCUCGAAACAUAUGAACGGUUUAUAAAUGUUUUUUGCAAAACGAUGAAAAUGUCUAUGAAUGUAAGCGUACCACUUUUCACGUUUAAUAUUAAAUAAUAAACACAAGAAAUUUGUAUUCAAUAAUAAUCGCUAAGUAGUAAAGGAUAAGAUCCUUAUAUGCAUCUAUGUAUUACUCAAAUUGUAUAAACAUAAUUCUAAAAUGCUUGAAAUUCCGCAUCGAAUUCAUAGAUCUAGUUCUAUUAUUUGCAUUGACUCUGAAAUGUUUUGUUAGAAUGCAUACUAUCCAACAAAAACGAAAUCAAAUUGUUCCAACUCAUGUAGCACUAACCAAAACUAAACUCUUGGCCUAUACAUAUGAAUAUCUGGAUUGAUUUUAUAGCCCUGUUAAGUAUUAGUUUCGUAAUGGCGAAUCGUUUGGAAAAUUAUAUAAUACGAAAAUGUAUCUGCAUCUCAAAGCAAAAUCUAGCUGAUCUUACUGUUAGUCCAAUAAUCCUAUCAUUAAAAAUACAACAAAAAAACUAGGCAUAUAUAUGUAAAGCUCAAGUAUUGGAGCAAAUCCCCCGAGCAGUUGUACAGUGCGUUUCAGAUCUAUAAGUCAGUUACCUGCACGUUGCACGUUCCGUGAAGCAGAAAAGCAUUUUAAACUAUUUUUGAUUGUAAAUUUUCCCAAUUUGUUCCAAAGUCGCACUCCGCAAUUGGGGCUAACUGUCUUAUAAUUCUGGAAUUGCAUUGCAUAAAAUAUUUAUAUCCUAAACACAUAUACAAUUUUUACCAAGUAACAGUUAAAGCGAAAAUUGAUGAAAACGCAGUAGAUACCAUCGGUAUCUCCCAUAUCACAAGCAUAAAGCGGGAGAUUGCGAAAUGAAAACAGAUUUACAUAUAUUACCUAAUCAAAAAUUAUACAAUUUCCAAUAUUUAUUGUUAGUUUUUAGAUUGUUUUAUUUCUCAAAACAAAUUCCUUAUAAUCUACUAAAAUUAAAUCACCCUAUGAAGUUAAACGAUUGGAAUUAAAAUCCACACGAUCAUAA
Drosophila teissieri is the source of this 2344-nucleotide messenger RNA. RefSeq names its product flocculation protein FLO11 (gene lmgB). The record is from RefSeq and is a predicted model, not a curated record. NCBI's taxonomy places the organism in Eukaryota, Metazoa, Arthropoda, Insecta, Diptera, Drosophilidae. Bases 1 to 1104 code for a protein of 367 amino acids. The transcript has a single exon.